Molecule: messenger RNA, 3758 nt
Organism: Beta vulgaris subsp. vulgaris (sugar beet)
Lineage: Eukaryota; Viridiplantae; Streptophyta; Magnoliopsida; Caryophyllales; Amaranthaceae
Exons: 15
Coding region: 1701-3440 (579 amino acids)
Biological process (GO): SCF-dependent proteasomal ubiquitin-dependent protein catabolic process
Cellular component (GO): SCF ubiquitin ligase complex
Molecular function (GO): protein binding
Source: RefSeq, a predicted model, not a curated record
UGUUAGUAUUGUAUGUUAUUGAUUAUUUGUUGUUUGUGAUAGCUUCAUGAUUCUUUGUAAAAUAGGAAAGCAAAAAUAUUCUCAGUGUUUUUUUUGUUGGGUUUUUCUCUGUGAUCAUUUGAGACUUGAUUAUUUUAUUUCUAUGAUUGUCAAAUUUUGGGUAUUGUGAUAUCAUGAUAUGUUAUUUUUUUGUGAAAUGGUGUGGCGUAUUAAAGUAAAAUUAGUAUAUAUCUCUUUUUCAAAUGUCAAAGAGAUUAUUUUACAGCUUACAAGAAAUAUGAUUAAAAAUAGUGGAGGAUUGGUAUAAAAUGUGUGAUAUUAUGUUUCCUUUGUUAAUCUCCACUUGGGUUCCUUAUUGACUGUUGUAUUUGUUUUAGAUGUUUGAUUUAUGGUGCACUUGUGCAUGUUUUAUAGUUUGUAGUUUGUAGUUUGGACCUUCUGAUCGGUGUUACAUAAUUCGCGAUACAAAAAUGGGUAUAAAAACGUAAUUGACUUGCUAAAUUUGUUAGAUUAGCCCAAAAGUAUACCACUUGCAUGUAACAAUUUGUCUAUUUCGGGUAACAGUUUGCGGAUUUAGCGAAUUAGGUAAUUUUCCUUUUCCAUAUUUAAUUUGAUGAGCAUUGAUGUAAUUUCUCAUAGUUGUUGUGGUUAGUCGAUUUGAUGCUACUUGGUAAACAUGGUUUGUUGAGUGAGUAAUGGGAGCUCAAACUUUCAUGCUUCUUUAGCAAUAAUCUGUGGAAGGUUUUAAUCUAAGCACAUUGUGCUACUGAAAAAAUGAGAACUUUUUGAGAUGGUCAAUGAUGACUGCUAUGAAUUUUAUUUUUCAUUGAAUUGAUUUAUCACUUUUGCAACUGCCAGCUGGCCUUUACUGUUGUAUAUUCUACAGUUCUACACCUUAUUUUAUUUUUCAUGAAAUUGAUUGAUCCAUGUAUUCUUGGCUGUGUAUUGAUUUUCCUUCCUAUCUUAGAUGUUAUUUUCUUAACUGUUCUGGUGAUUUUUAUUACUUGGUGGAAAUGACUGGUCUACAAUUAUGAAUUAUGAGCUAUAUACCUUGAAAGAUUUAGCAUUCUCAGUUAAGAAUGAUAUACAUGAAAUGGGCUUAUUGGAGUAUAUAGCUCUGAGAGGAGUAAAUGGGAGAAAUUUUGUGGACGGCCAUAGGAAAUAAAUUUUUGUUGACCGACCCCAUAGUUUGGCAUCAAAGCUUUGGCAUAGGUGUUGUUGUAGUAGUUCAGGAAAGCCUAUACUGUACAUCCUGAGUGUUCCAUACACCCAAAGCCAUAUUUUUUGCUUAUUACACAUUAUUUGCUAAUUUGGAGCUCUAUGAAUGAGAAAUGAUCAAAGAAUACGUUUGGCUGUAUGGUACACCGGAGUAUAUAGUAUAAAUUGCAUAUUUAAGUGAACAACUCAUGUCAUGGAGCCUUUUGUUUGCGAUACAUUAUCUUCUGACUGAUACCAAUUAGCAGUUAGCAAGAGGAAAUCGUAUCUUGUCGCAGCAUUUUUGUAUUUCAUCCUGUAUGACUAUAUUGAUUUAAUUUACAAUGAUACAACUUAUUUUUUGAUGGAUGAAUUUCUGUUGGUUUAAGAUUUGUUGACAAGAUCAGGGAGAUCCCACGAUUCAUUCUUAUAGACAUGGGGUUUGCAUUUUUCCUCCAAAAGAGUUUGCCUCCAUUUGAAGCUUUUUAGAAUUAUUUGCUGCUGCAAUGGGUGGAGUUUGUUCAAGGAAGAGAGGUAAUCAGGUUAAUGAAGAUGGUGUGCGUGUAGGGGUCAAUAGAAGAUACUGUAAAAAUGGUAGUUCAAAAUGGUUACAGGGCACCCCAUUUUUUAGGACGACAUCUGGUUGUCAACCAGAGGAUGUUAGUUGCCCCUCUUUGAUGGAGUUAUGCAUCCAUAAAGCUCGCCAGGAUAUUGAUAAAUAUAGCUCAUUUUCGGUGCUGCCAAGAGAUAUAAGUCAGCAAAUAUUUGAUGAAUUAGUCCUUUCAAAUUGCUUAACUGAAACUUCACUUGAAGCUUUCCGAGACUGUGCUCUCCAGGAUAUCUAUCUGGGAGAUUAUCUUGGAGUUGACGAUGGUUGGAUUGACGUAAUCUCUUCGCAGGGAUCGUCUUUACUAUCUGUAGAUCUUUCUGGUUCUGAUGUGACAGAUUCUGGGUUGGCUCUUCUAAAAAGUUGCUCAAAUCUUCAAGCUUUGACUUUCAAUUACUGUGAUCAUAUCUCACAAAAUGGCCUAAGGCAUCUUAAUGGGCUUUCAAACCUAUCUUCCUUGAGUUUUAGGAGGAGCGUAGCUGUAACUGCUGAAGGCAUGCGUGCUUUCUCCAGCUUAGUCAACUUGCAUGAAUUGGAUCUUGAGAGAUGCUCUGGGAUUCAUGGUGGUUUUAUUCAUCUUAAAGGUCUCAAGAAGCUCAAGACUCUUAACAUUCGGUAUUGUAAAUGCGUUACAGACUCAGAUAUGCAGGCCCUUUCAGAAUUAUCCAACUUGAAGGAACUUCAAGUUUCUUGCAGCAGCAUUACUGAUGCCGGCGUUGCUUAUUUGAAAGGGUUGCAGAAUCUUAUCUUGUUGAACCUGGAAGGUUGCCAGCUUAGUGCUGCGUGUUUGAAUUCUAUUUCAGCUCUUGUGGCUCUGUCAUAUCUGAACCUAAGCAGAUGCGGCUUGUCUGAUCAUGGGUGUGAUAAGCUUUCUGGACUUAAGAAUUUGAAGGUGCUCAACCUGGCCUUCAACAACAUAACAGAUGCAUGUUUGGUUCAUCUAAAAGGUUUAUCAAAUUUGGAAACUUUGAACCUAGACUCCUGUAGAAUUCGUGAUGAAGGACUUGCUAACCUGGCAGGACUUUUGCUACUGAGAAACUUGGAGUUAUCAGAUACAGAAGUUGGAAGCAGUGGACUACGGUAUCUAAGUGGUUUGCUGAACCUCGAGAGCAUAAAUUUGUCUUUCACUUUGGUCACCGAUGCUGGUUUGAAGAAGCUGUCUGGUUUAAGUUCUCUCAAGUCACUAAACCUUGAUGCUCGCCAAAUUACAGAUGUUGGUUUAGCAGCAUUGGCAAGUCUGUCUGGCUUGACUCAUUUAGAUCUUUUUGGGGCACGAAUAACGGACUCAGGGACGCAAUAUUUGCGCUGUCUCAAAAAUCUCCAGUCACUUGAAAUAUGUGGUGGAGGCUUGACAGAUGCCGGGGUGAAGAACAUCAAAGAUCUUACUUCUCUUACACUGCUUAACCUAUCUCAAAACUGCAACCUCACUGACAGGACCCUGGAAUUGCUUUCUGGAUUGACGGGAUUGGUAUCUUUGAAUGUUUCAAAUUCCCGUAUAACAAAUGACGGGUUGCAACACUUGAAGCCUUUAAAGAACUUGCGGUCAUUGACGUUAGAGUCCUGCAAGGUGACUGCACCUGAGAUAAGGAAGCUCCAGACGUCCGCCCUUCCUAAUCUGAUCAGCUUCCGUCCUGAAUAAGAUCUUGCUGCAACUGUAAAUAGCUUAUUUCUGCCUUGGCUGGCAUUGUAUAUAUUGACGGGUGGGGAGGAAUAAAUUUUACUUCUAAAUUAAGAUUAUGAUUAUGAUUAUGAUUACGAUUAUGAAAUGAAUGGGAGCCGUGAUCUUGAGAAGAAACUUUGAUGGAUUAUUGUAAAUAGUUUGUUUUCAAUGCAAUAGCCAUGCAUCUGAACCCUUGUAUAUAAUGCUUUCAGUAGAAAAAAAAAAUGGAAGUGGUAUCAUUUAGAUGUUGGCACAAAACACUAUGUUUUUUAUAUCAAUAUUUGAAUUUCAACUUGA